CAGACCCGGGUACGGGACGGUCCCGUUUGUAGUGAGGCCGCUGUUUCCCGCGUCUGCUGAGACCGCGGUGCAGUGCGGCAGGUGCGACAGCGAUCGCCAGCCGACAUCGUGUUUGUCUCCGAGCGAGAGCGAUCAUCGCGUGUUGUCGCGGUACGGAAAGCUGCCCACCGCAUCGAAAUCGCCGACCGAUUCACCUUUACCCGGGUGCGUCACUGAUCAACGGCGAUCCCAUGAUUUGUCGAGCGAUAUGCAUUAUCAGUACGGACGCGGUGUCGUGCCACGUACUGACGAUGCCAGGUCGGGUAGUAUGUUGGGCUGCGCUCCAUCCGUUAGUAGUAGCACGUAUAGAGGUGGGUACGGGACUCUCCCGUCGGGCAAGGAUAGGUCAGAUAGGAGAAUGGUCGGGGGUAUGGUCACUGGCACGUCCCAGGCAAUGCAGCGAGUGAAUGACCAUUCGAGCCGGUUGGCGAGGGAGAAGUUACAGGGAAGUAUCCCCGAUCGUCGACCGCUAACACGGGAAGGAUCACAGGAUAGCCUCACCAAGACGCGACCGCUGACACGGGAAAAAUCACAGGAUAUCUUGAACAAGAGUCGACCGCUAACAAGGGAAGGAUCGCAGGAUAGCUUUACCAAGACGCGACCACUAACACAGGAAGGAUCGCAGGAUAGCUUUACCAAGACGCGACAGCUAACAAGGGAAGGAUCACAGGAUAGCCUCAGCAAGACCCACGCGUACGCGAGUCUUCCCCGUUCUCUGUCGAAGGACAGGUCUCGCGAGAGCGUGAACAUGCGCUACCUGUCGCUUAGAGAUCGUCUGCGAGGAAACAAGACGAGCGUCGGCGAUGCGUCGGGCGAUUCUGUCGCCCCCGCCGGCAGCGAAGCUGGGGGUGCCCGGGCCAAGGUGCCGACCGAGGCGACCCGAGGCAGGACCGCCACCCGAUCGCCUUCCUCGGCGGGCAGCGGGAGAAGCUCGCUGGAUGAGUUCCUAGAGAAAUAUCGCUUCGGCAACGACGAGCCUACGCCGUCGGGCGGUCAGCGGCUGAGCAGAGCUGGAAAGGUGCCAGUCACCCACGUAAGUGUCAAGUCUGAUGACUCGACCGAUGGGGGCGCGCAGUCGCACACGCAGAGUAGUCCCUCUAAGGCAGCGAAGCGGGCGAGCAGCGCACCGCCGACCCGCCGCAGCAUCUUCACUCUGCAGGCGAAGGCUUCCACGGUGACGCCGUCGACGCCCUCUACAACCACGCCUGCCGGCUCGUUGGACGAGUCCUCCUUCUUCCAGGCGUUCGAGGACGUGCCCAAGGUGCAGAUCUUCUCGGGUCGCGAUGUCGAAGAGAUGAUGACACGAAUCCGGGAGGUGCUGCAGGAUGAGAAGAACGACUGGGAGAAGCGCGUCGACAGCCUAAGACGCGUGAGGUCUGUGGUGAUUGCCGGCGGCAUGGACUACGAUGAGUUCCAUCAGAAUUUGCGUAGUCUAGAGACACCAAUACAGACAUCAGCCAAGGACCUUCGGUCGCAAGUCGUGCGCGAGUGCUGCAUCACCAUCGCGUUUCUUGCUCAACAUCUGUGCAACAAGUUCGAGCAUUUUGCCGACUCAAUAUUCCUGAUACUCGUGGCGCUCAUACCCAACUCUGCGAAGAUCAUGGCUUCAUCAGGUGUCGUCGCUCUCAGGUUUAUAAUUCAGCACACUCACUCCCCCAAGAUGAUACCCCUUCUUGUCGGCAAUCUUUCGUCAAAGACUAAGGAGAUUCGAAGGCAGUGUGCAGAGCUGCUGGACCAGAUGCUGCACACGUGGCCGACGCACUCGCUCGAACGCCACAUCGCCGUCAUUCAGGACGCCAUCAGGAAGGGCAUCGCCGACGCCGACCCCGAGGCCCGCACCCGCUCGAGAAAAGCAUUCUGGGGGUUUUCCGACCAUUUCAAGGAACAAGCUGACAGUCUACUACAGUCCCUGGACAGCAGCAAGCAGAAGUUGCUGCAGGGUGAGAUGAGCAACAGCUCCAGCAGUAACUCGGUAAACAGCGCCGGCAGAGUUUCGACGAGACGCACACCUGCAGUCAGAACGUCGAGUCGCGAGAACGUCGGUGCCGCCCCCCGGCGGUCUCACGGCACCAUCUCAACAAGAGGCUUCACCAGCCCGUCGACCGACGGCAUUGGCAAGCGGAUAGAGGCUGCACCAGCGGUGCGUUCCAAUAGUGCCAUCGACAGCAGUGCCGUACAGCGCGCCCGCGCCCGUGCCUCAGCCGUGGGCCCUGUCGGCCGUGUGGAGAAAGGCUCCUACAACUCUCUACCGCGGUCAGCGAAGGGCGGGCCCGUGGACCACGGCGAUGGCAGGCAAGGUCGUUCAAGGGUGUCGCAUUCCCAGCCGGGUAGCCGGUCCAACUCUCCGUCGUCGCGCUACAGCUACCAGACGUACGCGGGCAGCGGCGACCGCAAACCCCGGCGCUCCGGCAUCCCGCGUAGCACGGGCACGAGCCGUGAGACAAGUCCGAGCAGGCUCGGCGGCGGCUACGCGCGCGAUCGCAGGCUUAGCGCGGGCGCGGCGGGCUCCAGGUCCGGGCGCGGCGCGGUGAAACCUGGUGGCAACUCUGCUGUGCUCGCUCAAAGGGUGCUGCUGCCCGGACAAGAAACAGAAGCUGCGCUUAGUGACGCGCUGAGAGGGCCAUUGAGGCGGCGCUAUGAUAACUACCAUUCAGACGAUGAGAGCGAGACGUCUAGCAUUUGCUCUGAGAAGUCUUACGGCUCGUACAGGAGCGAGGGUCCGCAGUCGACCAAGAAGAAGCAGUCGCAUAAGGGCAUAGACACAAUCCUAGAAGGCCAGAUGAAGGAUAUUGCAGAAAUUGUCAACAUGUGCUCCAGUACCAACUGGUCUGAGCGAAAGGAAGCGCUGACUGCUGUGCAGAACAUCUGCCGUCAUCCGCGAACGCUCAGCCGCGCAGAAAUCAGGAAGCUAACAGAGUGCUUCACAAGGUUGUUCAUGGAUCCUCACAGCAAGGUGUUCAGCAUGUUUCUCGACAUGCUGAUGGACUUUGUGUCAGUCUACAGGAAUGAGUUGCACGAUUGGUUGUAUGUGUUGUUAACACGCCUCCUCAGCAAGAUGGGCGCCGACAUGCUUGGCUCUGUGCACUCUAAGUGCCAGCGAGCACUCGACCUCGUGAGGGAAUCGUUUCCAUACGACCAGCAAUUAAUAGUUACAAUGAAGUUCAUCAUAGAUCAAACUCAGACUCCAAAUCUCAAGGUGAAGGUCGCACUGCUCACGUACAUGCUGCGUCUUAUCGACCUCAUGGAGGCGGAAGAGUUCACCAACAGCAGCGACACCCGCCUCGCUGUCUCGCGCAUCAUCACGUGGACCAACGAACCGAAAUCAAGCGAAAUCAGAAAGUUGUCUCAGAUGCUACUGAUCGCUUUGUUCAACCUGAACACGGCAGAGUUCAGCAUGCUACUGUCUGCUCUUCCCAAGACCUUUCAGGACAGCGCCACAAAGAUCCUCAACAGCCACCUGACGUACGUGAGGAACGGCAGCAGCAGCAACGGCGACGCCGACAGGAAGUCUCCGAUCAAGUCGCCGUCGGCGGCGUUCCCCGGCAGCGGCGGCGCGGCGAGCAGACGCACGCCGGCGACGACGCCGACGUCGACGACCGCGCCCCGGCAUCACUUCGACGCGGAGAACAUGAACCCGGAGGAGAUCUACAAGUCACUGCGGCAGACGACCCGAGAAAUACAGAACUACAGUUUCGAGGCGGCACUGGGCAAGGAGGAGGUGAAGCACCGGAAGGAGAGAGACACGACGUCGCAGGACAGCGGUAUACAGAGCUCUCUCCCCGAUGUGAGAGGCGAUUCUCCAGAUGCCUCUAAGUGCUCGCCCCUGUGUCUGCGCAUUCAGCACAGUCCGGCUGCGCACGACUCGGCCGCGCGCAGUCGCAUCCCCAUGCCCCGGAGUCGGCAGGGGUCCGCCACCACCGAUCACAGUCCCAUCCACCGGCAUGCUCCUCACAGCCCCAGCAUGGCACAGCCAAGCCCCACUGCUCUGCAUAGUCCUAACAGUUCGACCUUCCCGCAUCUCAAGAAUGGCUAUGAUCGGGCUGCCCUUGCAGAAGCAGUGUUUGACGUUGAGAACGAAAUCUUCAAUGAAGAGUUCCCCGACGACCAGAACGAUGUGAUAGCAGAGAUCCUCACGGAGCUGUCGAAUCACAACGAGCGCUUCUCGGAACGCGAGGAUGCUCUCAAGCAGCUGAUGCGGCUCGUGCGCGACGGCUCGCGCCCGCUGUGGGAGGAACACUUCAAGACCGUGCUGCUGAUGCUGCUGGAAACGCUCGGAGAUACCAGCGCGUCGAUCCGCACGCUGUCGCUGCGCGUGCUGCGUGAGAUCAUGCACGGCUACCCGCAGCGCUUCGACGAGUACGCGGAGCUGACGAUGCUGCGCAUCCUCGAGGCGCACCGCGACGGCGAGAAGGAGGUGGCGCGCGCGGCCGAGGACGCGGCGGCGACGCUCGCGACCGUGCUGCCGCGCGAUACGUGCGUGCGCGUGCUGCGGCCGAUCGUCGAGACGAGUGAUUUCCCCGUCAGCUACGCCGCCAUCAAGAUGCUGCAGAAGGUCGUCGAGGCGAUGAGCGAGGACGAGGUGCGCGCCGUGCUGCCGGACGUCGUGCCGGGACUUGUCAAGGGCUACGACGCGACGGAGAGCGCCGCGCGCAAGGCGAGCUGCUUCUGCCUUGUCGCCAUACACCUGGCGGUCGGCGACGACCUUCUGACGUACCUGUCCGACCUUAACGGCAGCAAGAUGAAGCUGUUGAAUUUGUACAUAAAGCGAGCACAGCAGACCACACAGCAGACGACGCCCACACCUCCUCGAUAAACUCAUAACGGCCCUACGCAUAUCAGUAAUGGGAGCUUCUCAGUUGGCUAUGCCCGCUGUCAUGGGUACCGCGACGCACCCUGCAGCUUUCUGCCUCGAAAAGGAAUUGGACACUGCACGGAAAUUUUAAUGGAAAAGACAAGCAAUGCACCUUUCACACGGAUUAGGCUUUUGGCUCGUACGUGGCACGUUUUAAAAACACUGGCCACAACUGUCACUAUUUUAUUUCGAAUUCCAACAGACAUUUUGUGCUGAUGUGACAGAAGUAUUUAACAAUAUCUGAGAAUUAUCCUUCCCAGUACUGCGGUAACCUCCCCCUGUCCCCUAUCCAGGGUUGCUUUCAGAGAUCGGCUUAUACAUGGUACUUGCUGCGAAUGUAAUCUGUGGAUGCAUGCCUGCGUCAGGUCGUUGCAUUUAUCUGCGCUGUUAAUUGACUACUAUACUAGGCUGAACUCUGCCUCUGUAUUCAUGCAUCGUCAUGGCUACAUCGCUCUACGAGGCAAGCUGUUGCUACCGCGGCAUGUUUCUUAUUGUUUACGACUUGAACAAACGUGCGUAUUCGUACUUGUAUA
Molecule: messenger RNA, 5424 nt
Organism: Priapulus caudatus
Lineage: Eukaryota; Metazoa; Priapulida; Priapulimorpha; Priapulimorphida; Priapulidae
Product: CLIP-associating protein 1-like
Exons: 29
Coding region: 248-4852 (1534 amino acids)
Biological process (GO): mitotic spindle assembly
Cellular component (GO): cytoplasmic microtubule; spindle microtubule; mitotic spindle
Molecular function (GO): microtubule binding
Source: RefSeq, a predicted model, not a curated record